Molecule: messenger RNA, 731 nt
Organism: Coffea eugenioides
Lineage: Eukaryota; Viridiplantae; Streptophyta; Magnoliopsida; Gentianales; Rubiaceae
Product: ferredoxin-like
Exons: 2
Coding region: 134-595 (153 amino acids)
Biological process (GO): electron transport chain
Cellular component (GO): plastid
Molecular function (GO): 2 iron, 2 sulfur cluster binding; electron transfer activity
Source: RefSeq, a predicted model, not a curated record
UAGAUAUCAAGCAUCGCAAGCUCUUGCUUCCUCCUAAUAGUAGCUACGAAGCUGCAGGAUCUGCAGAGGCUUUACGUUGUCGGAUCCUUCCUUGUUUGUUGGUUACAGAGCUAGGGUUCAAUCAAGUCUGAAAAUGUCGGCUGUAAAUAUUCCUUCAUCUUGCUUGCUGAGAGCUUCACCCAGUGUGCAAUCCCGUGCCUCGAGUAAUCAGGGAUUAUGCUCUCUGGGCUUUCUGAAUAAUAAUAAUGUUUCCAGAGCAUUGGGUAUGAAGCCGUCCUCCACCUUCAGAAACACCUCAACGGCUGCAUACAAAGUGAAACUGAUAACCCCGAGCGGCGAAGAGAAUGAGGUUGAAGUUGGCGAUGAUGAGUACAUCCUGGACGCAGGGGAAGGUGCUGGAAUGGAGCUGCCAUAUUCUUGCAGAGCUGGUUCCUGUGCUACCUGUGUGGGGCAAAUUGUUUCAGGAUCAGUAGACCAAUCAGACGGGUCAUUCUUGGAUGAGACUCAAAUUGAGAAGGGAUAUGUUCUUACGUGUAUUGCCCGCCCUACUUCUGAUUGUGUGAUUUACACACACAAGGAGGAAGAUCUCCAUUGAACAUCAACAUUAAAGGAGCAGUCCUGAUUAGUUUCACUGUAAUUAAUUUUGGCAAAAAAAAAAUGGAAACUUGUGACAGUCGUCGUGUUCAAGGCAUUUGUUGAGAUUGGUAGUUUUCUACAGUUGCCUUGGUGAG